AUGGGGUCAGAGCGCGGUCCGGAGGCGCCCGGCGACGCGGGGGCGGAGCGCGGGCAGGUGGCGUCCUGCUUCGCCGGCAAGGACGUCUUCGUGACCGGCGGCUCGGGCUUCAUCGGGCGCGUGCUCAUCGAGAAGCUGCUGCGAGAGGCGCCCGACGUCGGCACCGUCUUCGUGCUGAUGCGCGCCAAGAAGGGCGUGCCGGCCCGCGAGCGCGUCCACAGCUUCACCCAGGUGUCGGUGAGUAGGCAUCCCUUCAGUCGGAAUUACGACUUCACCCAGGUGUCGCUGUUCGACGGGGUGCGCCGCCAGCAGCCGCACGCGAUGAGCAAGGUGCAGGGCGUGGAGGGCGACGUGGCGCUGCUGGGGCUGGGGCUGAGCGACGGCGAUCGCGAGCUGCUGGAGGAGCGCGUCGCCUUCGUCUUCCACGCGGCCGCCAGCGUGCGCUUCAACGACCCGCUGCCCAAGGCCGUGUGCCUCAACACACGCGGCACCAGCGAGCUCUGUGAGAUGGCGCUGCGCAUGCGGCGACUCGAGGCUUUUAUCCACGUGUCAACCGCCUACAGCAAUUGCAACCGACUAGAGAUUGACGAAAAGUUGUACCCUCCUCCAGGCGAUUGGCGGACCUUCAACGAAUUAGUUGACAAGAUGGAUCCUCUGCUUCUGGACAUUCUGACCCCCAAGUUGGUGGAGAAUAGCAUCAAUACCUACAUCUUUACUAAAGCAUUGGCAGAGGACGUAGUGAACAACUACCGACAUCAACUGCCCGUUGGAAUCGUUCGGCCAUCUAUAGUGUGUCCUUCAGUGGAAGAACCCUUCCCAGGUUGGACGGACAACUUUUAUGGGCCGACGACAGUACUGCUGGGUAACGGCAUUGGAGCAUUACAUGUGAAUUUGGCUGAUCCUGAAGUCGACAUGAAUUUAAUACCAGUAGAUUAUGUCGUUCGAGCAAUUAUGUUAUUAGCUGUAAAGCUUGUAAUGCACAGGAGUACAGGUACUCUUCCAAUUUGUAAUGCAACAUCUCAUAACAGACAAUUGCUUAAACUGCAAACAAUUAAAGAAUGCAUGUAUAGUUGUCUGGCUGAACUUAGACUUCCACGUGUUUACAAGUGGUUUUCUUUAAUUCCAAAAAAUAAUGAUUAAAGUUCAUCGUCGAAG
Molecule: messenger RNA, 1155 nt
Organism: Gryllus bimaculatus (two-spotted cricket)
Lineage: Eukaryota; Metazoa; Arthropoda; Insecta; Orthoptera; Gryllidae
Source: the annotation of a GenBank genome assembly